UCUGUAGCAAGACGCGAGUCAAAGUCGAGGCUGAUGUUAAUGAACUCAAGCAGUUUGCCAGCGCUAGGGGUUGUUUCUGUUUGAUCAAUCAGCUGAUCUCGCUCUUCAAGGUUCCUCAUCGCUCAUCUCGCCCGAAUUUGACCUCUGAAAUGUGCGUUAAAACAAUAACUUUCAUUUCCAUCUGUGCGCUGUCCCUCGCCGUGCACUCAGAGGCCGCCAGCAAAAAGGACGACGAGGCGGCCAGAGCGGCCAAGCUACCACCGUGCGAGUCGUGCAAGCUGUAUGUGACUGCAUUCCUGAAAAGAGUGGAUGCAACGGCCAGGAGUGCAGACGGUGGCCUCAACCUGGACGAGGUGCACCGGAGGACAUGCGACGGCAUCGGACGCAGCGAGAAGCAGUGCAAGGACAGCGCCCUCAAUCACAGGUCGCAUGUUGAUCAGUGGUGGGCCUCUGACCGUCAGCUGGACCUUUCUGAGUGGCUCUGUCAGGAUAAGCUCCAGGUAUGCUGUCCAAGAGGUCACUUUGGGCCAUCCUGUUCACCGUGUCCUGAGCACCAUGGUGGCACUGGCACCUGCAGUGGUAACGGCAAGUGCAGCGGGGAUGGCACUCGUUCUGGUGACGGAAGCUGCAUUUGUGAUAGAGGCUAUAAAGGUGUGAUGUGUGAUACAUGCAUUGAAGGAUACUACGAGUCCUUUCGAGACAGCAAAAAUCUGAUCUGCUCACCUUGCUUCAUCGCUUGCAAGGACACGUGCUCUGGUGCCGGCCCACUGGGCUGCAGAGCGUGCAAAGAUGGCUGGGAAUCUUCUGACGAAUUUGGCUGCCAUGACAUAAACGAGUGCAUCGAGUUCACCGGUGCUUGUGGUGCAAAUCAGUUCUGUGUCAACACUGAAGGAUCCUACUCCUGCUUGGAUUGUGACCGCUCGUGCGACGGGUGCAAUGGCGAUGGUCCUGACAUGUGCGAAAAGUGCGCCGAGGGCUUCAAGGACGCGCAGGGUGUUUGCGCUGAGGUUAACCAGCAACAGCAGACCGAGCAGGCGACUUUUACGCGAUAUGUGACCUACGCAGGACUUUGUGUGGCCACUUUCAUCAUUUUCAACAAAAAUACUCUGGUCGCGAUGGUAGUCGGUGCAGCAGUAUCCGUCUACAUAACAGUUGCUGAAUACAUGUACGGCGAAACAAAUUGGGACCUUGGUUCUCUCGCGAAAAUGCUCAAAAAUUCGGAAUGAAUAAUUUGGUUCGAGCCGCAUUAAGAAAGCAUUUAUUUCGAAAAUUGUUUAUGAACUGUUUUAAACUGAUAUAUCAAGCUCGCAAUUAUGGUUUGAAUUUGAGUGGUUUUGUGGAUUGGUGCACAGCACAGGUGAGAAAUAUUAAAGGUCGUCGUGUGUUUCCCAAUUUCUAACAAAGUUCAACCAUUGAAAAUGUACCAUUUUUAUAGCAUUCUCUUGUCAGCGUGUAUUAAUUUUUGAAUUAAAUUGGGAUGUUAAAUUUCACUUUUGUUUAUAUGCGCAAUUUAAGUGUAUUAGGUCGUCUAGUCAAAGUUUGAUGAUAAAAUAAUCUAGUCAUGUGUAGUCGCAUCUGAAUAAAACUAAAAAUCUCAAUUUUUGUCAAUCACA
Molecule: messenger RNA, 1613 nt
Organism: Cloeon dipterum
Lineage: Eukaryota; Metazoa; Arthropoda; Insecta; Ephemeroptera; Baetidae
Product: cysteine-rich with EGF-like domain protein 2
Exons: 3
Coding region: 150-1226 (358 amino acids)
Molecular function (GO): calcium ion binding
Source: RefSeq, a predicted model, not a curated record